This is a messenger RNA of Fonsecaea monophora, 432 nucleotides long. Its product is annotated as mitosis protein dim1. The record is from RefSeq and is a predicted model, not a curated record. Lineage: Eukaryota; Fungi; Ascomycota; Eurotiomycetes; Chaetothyriales; Herpotrichiellaceae. Gene Ontology annotation, cellular component: U4/U6 x U5 tri-snRNP complex; U5 snRNP; spliceosomal complex. Gene Ontology annotation, biological process: mRNA splicing, via spliceosome. Bases 1 to 432 code for a protein of 143 amino acids. The transcript has a single exon.
AUGGGUUCCGUCGUCAUUCCUCAUCUGGUCACUGGCUGGCACGUCGACCAAGCCAUUCUCUCCGAAGACGAACGCCUGGUGGUCAUCCGCUUCGGCCGUGACUGGGAUCCUGACUGUAUGCGACAAGAUGAAGUCCUCUACAAGAUCGCCGACAAAGUCAAGAACUUCGCUGUCAUCUACGUCUGCGACCUCGACCAAGUCCCGGACUUCAAACAGAUGUACGAGCUCUACGAUCCAGUGACCAUCAUGUUCUUCUUUCGCAACAAACACAUGAUGUGUGAUUUCGGCACUGGCAACAACAACAAGCUGAACUGGGUUCUCGAAGACAAACAAGAGCUUAUCGACAUUAUUGAAACGAUCUACAAAGGCGCCAAAAAGGGACGAGGCUUGGUGGUCUCACCGAAAGACUACUCAACAAGAUACAGAUACUAG